UCGACUCUUCGUUUUCUUUCUCAAAUUUUGUAUACAAAAGUAAACAUGGCGGAUGUUCAGGAUGAAGAUCAGUGGCUAUAUGGUGAUGAAAAAGACGAAUCCAAAGAAGACGGCGAAAUAAACGAUAAAGGAGAUGAAGGGGAAAAGAGUCCUGCCACGGAAAAUGGCAUCGAGAAAGAAACUCCCAUGGAAGAAGGUGAAAAGGAAGAUGAUGCUGGUGUGGAGAGAGAAAAGGACAGGGAAGGCGAUCAAAGAGAGAACGACAGAGAAGAAAGAAAUUCCUCUGAUGCCCCGUUGGCAGAGCGGGAGCGAACCCUGGCUGCCGAAUCAAUAGAUGGUGAUAAAGAAGAUGGAGAAAAGGGAGAUGAAGACAGCAGUGAUGAGGAUGAUGUCACAAUCACGAUAGGUGUACUUAAAACACAACCAGAUAUUAUUCAGGCCCCUUCUGCACCCCAUGGAGCACGAUUUCAGCCAAAGGCUGCACCUACUACUGGCUUGAAAGAUGAAGAUUUUACAUCACCAGGAAAAGUUAAUGGUGUCCCUGUUGGAGACUUUUCAUAUAAUGAUAUGGAAGACAAACCAUGGAGAAAACCAGGAGCAGAUAUUUCUGACUAUUUCAAUUAUGGUUUUAAUGAAGAAACAUGGUUUAAAUAUUGUGAGCGGCAGAAGAGAAUGAGGGUCACAGAAUCUGGUGCGGGCUUAAGUGGUCUCGGAGUCAGUAUAACUAAGCCAUUUGGUAAUGCCAGCAGUACAAAUAUACCAGUUGCGAUUGUCAACGACAACAGUAAGUAUGGAGGAACUAGUUCUCGUCCCAGAGCCGGACCCCCUCCAAGACCCAUCAAUAAACCUGGACAGAAUGAUGUAAACAGCUCCAAGCCCAGUACUAUACAGGUAGAGUCAAGUCAUUUAUUGUUCUUAAAUCGGACUCUCCAUGUGUACUAUCACGAAGCUUUAUUUGCUUAUAUUCUGAGGUGCUUUGCUUUAAUUCCCAUCUGAUGGUAUUCCAGCUAC
Messenger RNA from Macrobrachium nipponense, 1011 nucleotides. Its product is annotated as pre-mRNA 3'-end-processing factor FIP1-like. The transcript is spliced from 7 exons. Lineage: Eukaryota; Metazoa; Arthropoda; Malacostraca; Decapoda; Palaemonidae. The coding region runs from base 46 to 996 and encodes 316 amino acids. Gene Ontology annotation, cellular component: mRNA cleavage and polyadenylation specificity factor complex. The record is from RefSeq and is a predicted model, not a curated record.